Penicilliopsis zonata CBS 506.65 is the source of this 290-nucleotide messenger RNA. RefSeq lists its product as hypothetical. The transcript has a single exon. Bases 98 to 274 code for a protein of 58 amino acids. The record is from RefSeq and is a predicted model, not a curated record. Lineage: Eukaryota; Fungi; Ascomycota; Eurotiomycetes; Eurotiales; Aspergillaceae.
ACUGGAUAUCGAAAAUCAGGCGCGAGGUAACAAAAGCCUGCAGCGGCGGAGUUCAGCAACAGAAAAGAGAGUGGGGUUUGCGGUUCAGCUGCGCUUCAUGUCGCAGAACUUACCCUGGUUUUCAAAGGACUUCUGUUGGUUGAGAAACGGAAUCUCUGGCUGCUGCACCCAGGGUAUGAGGGAUUAUCCUGUCGAGGAAGAGGGCAAGUUCAGCCUACCAACUUAUCUCCAGCGUUGUUCGCAUCGCCCAGCAGGUCCGUAUCGGCCACCGUAGUCCCUGGAUUUGGGGG